UAAUUUUAUGUAAUUUAUUUUAUUCAUUAUUGACGAAGAAGACAAUGACAGAAAAGAGUUUCUCUAAAAUUAUAUACAGCAGAGGUGAUGCGACAUAAACGUGGGACAACUGUGCCCUCUAGUGGUCAGCUACCACACUUUAUUAACAGCAACAGAGGCGGAGAGGGAAUUCCCGGUGGAGUUUGACCUGUGUCGGCCACCGUAGUAAACACUGGCCGGACUCUACAGACAAUAAUGUGACUGUAACUGAUGGCUUCAGUCCAACUUAGCUCCCUGUAUCCUCUGGUCUCCUGCUGAUUUAAGGCUAAAUAAAUGUUACGUUGGAUAUAAAAAUUACAGUCUUAGUCUGUCAGAUUGUGAAUCAUCAUGGAUUAUUUGCUCCAGGUUAAAAUAGGAGCUCUGUUCGGGCUGCUGAUCCUGACGCUGCUUUUUGGAUCCGUACCCGCCCGCGUCAAAUGGUUCAGACGCACAAACGGAACAGAGGCCCAUCGCACAGUUUUAAGUCUCAUCAGCUGCUUUGCUGGUGGAGUUUUCCUGGCAGCAUGUCUGCUGGACAUCAUUCCAGAUUACCUGUCGGACAUCAGUACAGAACUGGCCGCUCGGAAAGUGGAGACCAGCUUCCCUCUUCCAGAGUUCAUCAUGGCUGCCGGCUUCUUCACUGUCCUCAUACUGGAGAAGAUGGUCCUGACCUGUCAGGGGGGAGGAGGGGUUCAGGAGGAGAGAGCCCCUCUGUUACAGGAGAACAGAAAUGGACAUGGACAUGGACAUGGACACGGUGCAAGCAGUGAUCUGGAGAGCAGCGGUCACCACGUCCAUGUGGACUUCCAGGCUCACUCUCCUUUCCGCUCCUUCAUACUCUUCAUCUCUCUCUCGCUUCACUCAGUCUUUGAGGGCCUGGCUAUCGGCCUACAGAACACAGACUCAAAGGUGUUGGAGAUCUGCAUCGCUAUCCUGGUCCACAAAUGCAUCAUCGUCUUCAGCCUGUCGGUGAAGCUGGUCCAGAGCGCUGUUCGUCCAGCGUGGGUGGCCGCAUACAUCGGACUCUUCGCUCUAAUGUCGCCGCUCGGCAUCGCCAUCGGCAUCGGCGUCAUGGAGGCCCAGCUAGCAGCCGGAGCGCUGAUCCAGGCUGUCCUGGAGGGACUCGCCGCGGGGACCUUCAUCUACAUCACCUUCCUGGAGAUCCUUCCACAUGAGCUCAACUCCCCGGAGAAGCAGCUGUUCAAGGUGCUCUUCAUCCUGCUGGGCUUCAGCAUCAUGGCAGCGCUGACGUUUUUGGGAUGAGGUCUUUCUGCCGUCGGAGUCCUGGUGCCUCUGACUGCAGCUACUACAAGUUUGUAGGUGAUUUUUCUACUGAAAGACUACUUUGGUUUUUGAGAGAAAGUGGAUUUUUUUUUAGCCAAAUCACAGGCCAAAGACAGAGUUCCUCUUCUAUAAGAAACAAGUAAAUGCAAAAAAAAAA
This is a messenger RNA of Cynoglossus semilaevis (tongue sole), 1459 nucleotides long. RefSeq names its product solute carrier family 39 member 1 (gene slc39a1). NCBI's taxonomy places the organism in Eukaryota, Metazoa, Chordata, Actinopteri, Pleuronectiformes, Cynoglossidae. The coding region runs from base 367 to 1281 and encodes 304 amino acids. Gene Ontology annotation, molecular function: zinc ion transmembrane transporter activity. The record is from RefSeq and is a predicted model, not a curated record. Gene Ontology annotation, cellular component: plasma membrane. Gene Ontology annotation, biological process: zinc ion transmembrane transport. The transcript has 4 exons.